AGUGCGUGGUUCAGUCGGCCGUGUGGUCGUGUGUCCUGUUCAGAAGCUGCUUCAGUUGGAUUACACUUCAACACAUUGAUUUUUUUUCGCCUACUCGGUGUUUCGGAAGCUUUCUUUCGCCUUGUGACUGUGUAUGUUAUGCACAGGGACAGUUUCUGUACGGUAGAUUAGUACAUCCCAGACUAAGACUCUGCGCUCUUGGCACUGGAGAUCUUUUGCGCAUGAUGUAACCGAAGGAACUGCGGGAAUGAACUUAAUCAUCUCUGUGAUAAACCACAUGUAAGCAAGUAUUUACAUGUAAGCAAGUGUUAAACACACACAGAUCGGACAGAUCGGAGUUUGUCUCUGUUUCUGGCUUAAAGGACUGUAAACUGGUCGUAAAUGGAUCGCCAUUCCAGUUUUGUUUCACUUUGGCUUCAGCUGGAACUCUGUGCCAUGGCCAUGCUCCUAACUAAAGGAGAGAUCAGGUGCUACUGUGAUGCUCCACAGUGUGUUGCCACUGGAUACAUGUGUAAGUCGGAGCUCAACGCCUGUUUUACCAAAGCUUUGGACCCGUUUAACACAAACUCCCCAUUAACACAUGGAUGUCUAGACCCGCUGUUAAACUCUGUGGAUGUGUGCAAUCAGAAGAACUCCGACGUUUCAAGCGGAGGUCCAUCUCCUAUUGAAUGCUGUCACGAUGAUAUGUGCAACUAUCGGGGUUUACCCAGUAUUGUUCACACACGAAGUGACCCCACAGAUCGUUAUCAGUCGGCCGGCUCAAACCAGAACCUGAUCACACGUGUUCAAGAGUUAGCCUCGGCGAAGGAGGUGUGGUUCCGAGCGGCUGUGAUCGCUGUGCCCAUCGCCGGAGGCCUGAUCCUGGUGCUGCUUAUUAUGUUGGCACUUCGCAUGCUACGCAGUGAGAACAAGCGGCUCCGGGUCCAGAGACAGCAGAUGCUCUCACGCUUGCACUACAGCUUCCAUGGGCAUAACCACACCAAGAAGGGCCACAUGGCAAAGCUGGACCUGGAGUGCAUGGUGCCUGUGACUGGCCAUGAAAACUGCUGUGCAGGAUGCGAUAAACUUCGGCAGGCCGAACUGAGCACACAAGGGGGCGAACGCUUCCUCUCCCUUGUCCACUGGGGCAUGUACACAGGCCAUGGCAAACUUGAGUUUGUAUGACUAGUGACUACUUCACCAGGCUUAUGUGCUGGGACUGAACUCACUUGCUGGUCUAUGGGCACCAGAGUGAGAACGUUCACUGUGUUUGAACUGUGUAGCAUUUUGUUGCUGUGCUAUUAAUAUUAUUGUUGUUAUUAUUAUUAUUAUUAUUAUUAUUUUCCAUUUGCAUUGUGAUUUUAUUGUUAUCCUUUGUAAAUGGAGAGAGAAAUGAAAAGGCCACAGAUGCCUUGUCUGAUGUUUUUUUCCUUCAUGGAGCACUUUACUUGAAUUAACGCUUGAAAGGGCGGGGUUGUUAAAAUAAGCCUUUCAAGCCCUGUCCUGUGGAUCCUUGACUGACACUGAAGACUGAAGGAUUCAUCUAAUUUGCACAUUUGUAUAUGGAGUUGAAUUGUAAAUGGAGAUGAAAAUACUUUUUGCAUUUUGGAAAAAAAAAAAAACUGACACCAGGGUAUAAAUAUGAACUUUUUUUUUUAUUCAGUCAAGUUCUAUAAAUAAAGGACUGUGUUGACUGUAAAUGUUUAAA
Molecule: messenger RNA, 1687 nt
Organism: Tachysurus vachellii
Lineage: Eukaryota; Metazoa; Chordata; Actinopteri; Siluriformes; Bagridae
Gene: bambia
Product: BMP and activin membrane-bound inhibitor (Xenopus laevis) homolog a
Exons: 3
Coding region: 382-1164 (260 amino acids)
Biological process (GO): positive regulation of canonical Wnt signaling pathway; negative regulation of transforming growth factor beta receptor signaling pathway; transforming growth factor beta receptor signaling pathway
Molecular function (GO): frizzled binding
Source: RefSeq, a predicted model, not a curated record